UUAAUUUUAGGGUUUCAGCCGCCCAUAAAACCUUAUUAUCGCUCUCUAGUCUAUCGCUCCGCCACACGAUCAUCUUAUUCUUCUUUUCUCCUUUUUCCAGCAAUUUCGGUACAAUGUCGGAUGCUCAGGAAACUGAUAAGAACAUUGAAAUAUGGAAGAUUAAGAAGCUUAUAAAAGCACUUGAAGCUGCAAGAGGAAAUGGAACAAGCAUGAUUUCUCUGAUUAUGCCUCCACGUGAUCAAAUUUCCCGAGUCACGAAGAUGCUUGGUGAUGAAUUUGGAACUGCUUCAAAUAUUAAGAGCAGGGUGAAUCGUCAGUCUGUUUUAGGUGCCAUAACAUCUGCCCAGCAAAGGCUCAAGCUCUACAAUAAGGUCCCUCCCAAUGGACUUGUGCUCUACACUGGAACAAUAGUCACAGAUGACGGGAAAGAGAAGAAGGUUACAUUUGACUUCGAACCUUUCAGGCCUAUCAAUGCAUCUCUUUAUCUCUGUGAUAACAAGUUCCACACUGAACCUCUCAGUGAGCUGUUGGAAUCUGAUGACAAGUUUGGCUUUAUAGUUAUGGAUGGAAAUGGCACUCUUUUCGGGACGUUAAGUGGUAAUACUCGAGAGGUUUUGCACAAGUUCACUGUUGAUUUGCCCAAGAAACACGGAAGAGGAGGGCAAUCAGCUCUUCGGUUUGCUCGUCUUCGAAUGGAAAAGCGUCACAAUUAUGUUAGGAAGACUGCAGAGCUUGCAACUCAGUUCUACAUCAACCCUGCUACUAGUCAACCGAAUGUUUCUGGGCUUAUACUUGCUGGGUCUGCUGAUUUCAAAACCGAGCUCAGUCAAUCUGAUAUGUUUGACCAACGUCUUCAGGCAAAAAUCUUGAACGUGGUCGAUGUUUCCUAUGGGGGUGAAAAUGGUUUCAAUCAGGCUAUUGAGUUGUCUGCUGAAAUUCUGGCUAAUGUGAAGUUCAUACAAGAGAAACGUCUAAUUGGGAAGUACUUUGAGGAAAUAAGUCAGGAUACAGGAAAAUAUGUCUUUGGUGUCGAUGAUACUUUGAAAGCUUUGGACAUGGGUGCUGUGGAAAUCUUGAUUGUUUGGGAAAAUUUGGACAUUAGCCGAUAUGUUCUCAAGAAUAGCGCAACUGGUGAAAUCAUUAUAAAACAUUUGAGCAAGGAGCAAGACAAUGAUCAGAGUAAUUUCCGGGAUGCAGAGACUAAUGCUGAGCUGGAAGUUCAGGAAAAGAUGUCACUGCUUGAGUGGUUUGCCAACGAGUACAAAAAGUUUGGAUGCACGCUUGAGUUUGUCACAAAUAAAUCUCAAGAGGGGUCACAGUUUUGUAGAGGUUUUGGUGGAAUUGGCGGCGUUCUUCGUUACCAGCUUGACAUUCGUUCAUUUGAUGAGCUUUCUGAUGAUGGGGAAAAUUAUGAUACCGAAUAGCAAUCAGCCACUUUUCAAAUGCAUGUGCAGGGGGUGGAGGGUGGGGUCGAGCCAGAAUCAGGCACCAGUUCUCAAGCUUCUAUUCAAGUGCCUGGAAGUAGUCUCUGUUCAAGGAAUAUUUGCAAAGCUGAAACAAUUUGCGUGGGCGAGAGACCUUGCAGCACUCCCCUUUCUCAAGACAUUGCUUAAGAGCAUUUUCUUCAAGUUCCUCCCAUCCCUGCCUGACAGCAUUUGUGACCUGAUAAAAAGUCUUCAAAAAUACUAAAGAGUAAGAACUUCUGUGUGGAUUGCUUCAAAACAUGAUGACGGGUGUGAAUUAUGGAGUCUAUAUGCUUGUGUUUUCUAAAUAUUUUUUUUUAUCGUCAUUUUAGUUUUUUAUUUGCAAUGCCAGAUGCUUGAUUUUUGUCUGUUUUCUUGGUUUUAUGCCUGUGAUUGAUGAAUCAUGUUUAUAAGAUAUUCAUGUUAGCUUGAAAA
Molecule: messenger RNA, 1898 nt
Organism: Erigeron canadensis
Lineage: Eukaryota; Viridiplantae; Streptophyta; Magnoliopsida; Asterales; Asteraceae
Product: eukaryotic peptide chain release factor subunit 1-3-like
Exons: 3
Coding region: 114-1424 (436 amino acids)
Biological process (GO): cytoplasmic translational termination
Cellular component (GO): cytosol; translation release factor complex
Molecular function (GO): sequence-specific mRNA binding; translation release factor activity, codon specific
Source: RefSeq, a predicted model, not a curated record